Messenger RNA from Diutina rugosa, 1176 nucleotides. RefSeq names its product Fth2p (gene FTH2). Gene Ontology annotation, cellular component: fungal-type vacuole membrane; plasma membrane; high-affinity iron permease complex. Gene Ontology annotation, molecular function: ferrous iron transmembrane transporter activity. Gene Ontology annotation, biological process: iron ion transmembrane transport. NCBI's taxonomy places the organism in Eukaryota, Fungi, Ascomycota, Pichiomycetes, Serinales, Debaryomycetaceae. The transcript has a single exon. The record is from RefSeq and is a predicted model, not a curated record. Bases 1 to 1176 code for a protein of 391 amino acids.
AUGCUAGAGGACUACUUUUCGAUCCAGAUCUUCUUCAUCAUCUUCCGCGAGGUGUUGGAGACCGCCAUCAUCAUCUCGGUGCUCCUCUCGUUCAUCGACCAGCGUCCCAAACGCGCCGACGGCAAAGAUGACUCGCGGCGCCUUAAGAUCCAGGUGUGGGCGGGAGCGGUGCUUGGUCUCGCCAUGUGCCUUGUCAUUGGCCUCGUCUUCAUCGUGAUGUUCCUCUACUUCGAGCUGGACUACUGGAGCUACGCCGAACGCUUGUGGGAAGGCGGCUUCUCGAUCCUUGCCCUGGUGGUGAUCACGGUGAUGGGGCUCGGGCUUUUGCGCAUCAACAAGGUGAUGAAAGUGAAGUGGUGGGUCAAGCUUGGCGACGCCUACAACCACGAACAGCCUCGGGUCCGUCGCAGUGUCGAUAGUGACGACUCCAACGCCGAGCUUCUCGCCGCCACCACCGACGAUGCCGUGGAUGCGGUGGCCCGGCCCCUGGGGAAAAAGUCGCUUUACCAACGGUACUUUUUGGCGUUUCUCCCCUUCAUCACCACGUUGAGAGAAGGGCUCGAGGCGGUGGUGUUCGUCGGGGGUAUCGGGCUCUCGCUGCCGCCGCUGUCGAUCCCGCUCUCGGUGUUAUCGGGCGCGAUCGUGGGGGCCAUUGUCGGCUACGUGUUAUACCGGGGAGGCAACAAGCUUUCCCUCCAAUACUUUUUGAUUUUACUGACGUGCUUUCUCUACGUGGUCCUGGCGGGACUCAUGCUGCGCGGGGUGUGGUUCUUCGAGCUUGAGAGCUAUGUCCGCAAAUGCAACGGGUUCGAUCCCCUGGAAACGGGGUCGGGCCCCGGUCUGUACGACAUUGCCAACCUGGUGUGGCACGUCAAUUGCUGCAAUGGUCUCACCGAUGGCUGGUGGAUGGUGGCCAACGCCAUCGUGGGGUGGACUAACCUGGCCACCUACGGGCUGGUAUCGCUGUACCUUGUCUACUGGGGGCUUGUCAUUGGGUGGCUCAAGGCUCGGUUGUUUGAAGAGCGCCACGGCUACUUGCCGUUAGUGCCCCUUAAAUGGCAGCAAAAGCGCAUUCGCAAGAAGAUCAAACUUUACGAGGCAGUGCUUCAGCAAGAGCCCCAGCCAGUGCCGGCGGAGGCUGAGCGAGAGGCUGAUGCCGUCGCUCUUUUGGGUUAA